AUACGACUAAUGCCGAUGUGGCGCGUAUGAUAACGAUCCUCGCGAAGAGUAGGAUUUUGUCGCUCCGUAACAUUCUUACUUCUGCUACUCUCAAAAUGUCUAGUACUCAGGGAGAAAUUGGUAACCCGUAAGUUGUUAUCGGGCCGUUUUUAUUCGUGAUAGUAUAUCACAACGGAAUGAUGUCCAUCACAAGAAAGAUAAUAUAACAAAAGAGGACUCGGUUGACGCCACAGUAAGAGAAUGCUAACGAUUAAUUUUAUUUCAGAGUUACCAUGAAAUGCGGAAAAAUGCUAUUUCAGAGCUCAAAAAGACCCAGGGAAAUCCAUAUCCACACAAAUUUCAUGCAACUAUUUCGCUAGCUGAUUUUAUCAAGAAAUAUUCAUCUUUGAGUCCUGGUGAACAUUUGGAUGAUGUCUCCGUCAGUAUCACAGGCCGUGUUCAUGCAAAGAGGUCAGCUGGAUCAAAAUUAAUAUUCUAUGACAUUCGAUCUGAAGAUUGUCGGUUACAAGUCAUGGCAAACAUUCGUUCCUACAAAUCAGAAACUGAGUUUCAUGAUAUAAAUGAAAUAAUCCACCUGGGUGAUAUCAUUGGCUGUAUUGGUUCUCCAGGUAUUAACAUAAUAUGUAAGUAAUAAUGUUUCAGGCAAAUCCAAACUUGGUGAAUUGAGUAUCAUUCCUCACGAAAUCAAACUUCUAUCUCCGUGUUUGUACCAACUUCCGCACAUGCAUUAUGGCGUUAAGGACAAGGAAACCCGUUUCCGUCAACGUUAUUUGGAUCUCCUCAUGAAUGAGGACGUACGGCAGCGAUUCAUUACACGGGCUCGCAUAAUCAAUUACGUCCGUAGAUUCUUAGAUGAUCUUGGGUUUCUGGAGGUUGAAACACCUAUGAUGAAUACAAUUGCUGGUGGAGCAGCAGCAAAACCAUUUGUCACGUAUCAUAAUGACCUAAAUAUGAAUUUAUAUAUGCGUGUUGCACCAGAACAUUACUUGAAAAUGCUUAUUAUUGGAGGACUCAAUCGUGUCUACGAACUUGGUCGUGUGUUCAGGAAUGAAGGCAUUGACUUAACUCAUAAUCCAGAGUUUACUUCAUGUGAAUUUUAUAUGGCGUAUGCAGAUUAUGAAGAUCUGAUGACUAUUACUGAAGAUUUGAUUUCUGGUUUAGUAAAAUAUCUUUUCGGUUCCUACAUCAUUAAAUAUCAUCCGGAUGGUGCGGAAUCGGACGAGAUAAUUGUCGAUUGUACUCCACCGUUUAAACGUAUCAAUUUCUAUGAUGAUUUAGCAGCUAAACUAAACACUAAACUACCUCUUCCAGAAACAUUUGAAACAGAAGAAACUCGUCAGUUCUUUCUAAAAAUUGCAGCUCAACAUGGUAUUGAUUGUCCAGAACCAAAAACUACAGCCCGAUUAUUAGAUAAGCUGGCUGGCGAAUUCUUAGAACCCUUGUGUGUUAACCCAACUUUUCUUACAUGUCAUCCAUGUAUAAUGAGUCCUUUGGCUAAAGAACAUAGAUCUCGUCCAGGUUUGACGGAACGCUUUGAAUUGUUUAUGCUAAAUAAAGAACUUUGUAAUGCAUAUACAGAGCUGAAUGAUCCAGUUGUACAACGUGAACGAUUCUUGGAACAGGCUAAAGACAAGGCAGCAGGCGACGCUGAAGCCAUGGUGACGGAUGAACAGUUUCUCACGGCUUUAGGUUACGGUCUUCCGCCAACUGCAGGUUGGGGUCUCGGUAUUGAUAGAUUAACUAUGUUCCUGACAAAUACAAAUAACAUUAAGGAAGUUAUCUUGUUCCCUGCUAUGAAACCUGAAGCCAACAGUGCCGCACCCCUAAAUCCAAUGUCUGAAAAGCCACAAGAUAAUAAGUCUUCUGUUUCUGUUAAUAGUUACAUACCAGCUGAACUGUUAAGCAAUACUGAAAAUUUACCAGAUAAUACUGUACUUUUGGAUAGCAGUAAUUUAUCGCCUAAAUCAUCAUUAUCACCUCAAAUCAAAGUAUCACCAAUACCAACUUCAAAAACACAAAAUUCUCCAAGUCAAGAAACUAGUGAAACGCCACCUUCCAGUACAGGUAAAGGCGGAAAGAAGAAAAAGGGACGACGAUCAUAAUUCCCAAAAAAGGUUAUGACUGUUAAUGAGAAACCUGGGGUAGACAUUAAUGGUGUGUUGUAAAUGCAUUUCACAAGGAUAACCUUUUGCUUAUGCUUUUUUGGUACAAAUAAAAUUUCACAUGAUCUAC
Molecule: messenger RNA, 2232 nt
Organism: Schistosoma curassoni
Lineage: Eukaryota; Metazoa; Platyhelminthes; Trematoda; Strigeidida; Schistosomatidae
Source: the annotation of a GenBank genome assembly